AUGGGACAAUCUAUUAGUAAUAAUAAAAUUAUUAGUAAUAAAAAGUGUACAAUAGAAAUUAUUAAAAACAAUCAAACAAUAUUACCUGACUUAAUAUGGAAGUAUAUUGUUGAUUUAUUGUCAGAAGAUCAAUGUAGUUAUCAUCAACUGAAAUACAAUAUUUUAUCACUCUCAUUGAUAUCUCAUUAUUGGAUGGUCAAUAUAAUUGCUAAAUCAUCUCUUAGAAUAUCAACAACACAACACAAAUCAAAAUUCUUUUUAAACUUUCCUAAAUCAUUUAAAUUAUCUCUUUUAAAAUUAAAUAAUAGUAAUAAUAAUAGUGAAAAUUUCAAAUUUUAUAUUAGUAAACUUACUUUGAAGUAUAUGCACCAUUAUAUUAUAAAUAAGAAAAACAGAAUAGUACCAAUUGAAAUUGAUUGGAUGAAGGAAUAUAAAGAAGCAAUACAAUGCUAUUGGUCAUUCGAUUCGUUGACAGUAAUAGAUUUACCAAACGAUCAGGAUAUACUGAAACUCGGUGUUUUUUCAACAAUCAGAAAGUUUAGAAUCUACAGCAAUAAUAAUUUUACGAUAAUUGAUUGGUCUUUGUUUUCAAAUAUCGAGGUUCUCUCAAUUAGAAAUAAUUGUAGAUCAUAUGGAAGACCUUUCAUCCUGCCCAAUAAGGAAGAGACCGCAUACCAAUCACUUCGAUCACUCUCACUCUCUUUACAAUUCAACCACAAAUCACCAUUAACGACUCGAACAAAUGGUAUAAUCGAUAAAGAUAUCAGUGAAUUAAGUUUCAAGAAUAUUCGAUCACUUGAAUUGAAUCAUUAUCAUUUUGACAAUAUGACUGCUUCUACUUUCGAUGAAGUACCAAUAGAUCUAUCAAAGUUGUUUCCAAAUAUCGAAAGUCUCAAGCUGAAUCAUAUCUAUCAUAGGUUAAUCGGUGCAGCCAAUAGAGAUUCAUUGGUUGAACGGAAAUCACUAUUGUCAAGACUGACCGAAUUACGAUAUCUCUCCAUCACCAACGGCGAAAAGAUUUAUAAUAACAACGAAACAGAUAAUCCCUUGCAUGAAGAGUAUCACUCAGAGUACAGUCUAACUUCAUCUGUGUUCAAACUCGAUAUGGCAUCGAUCGGUCAUCAAUUGGAGACAAUCAAGAUUAAAGGAAAAUUCUCAUUGUUUGAUCAACUUUUCUCAGUGAUCGAACAACUUGUUUGUCUAAAGAGAUUGUCAAUUCCUUCGAAAGAACUCAGUCUUUCCAACCUUAAACUUUUACUUAAAUCAACAUCGCUAGUUCGUUUGACCACUCUUUUAAUGGGAAAUGUUGCUGAAGAUCGUUCAGAAACAACCAAACUAAGCAAUCAAGUGUUAGAUUAUUUCAUAAAGAAUAACAAAAACAUUAAAUACUUGAAAGUAUGUCGAUAUAGAAAGCAAGAAAGUGAAGUAUCUCUAUUGCUUAAUCUAUUGGAAAAGAGUACAGGUUUUCAAGAUAUCAGAUUUAUUUGUUAUAAUUCAGAGACAACCAACAAUUUUACACUCCCCAAUAAUAUAACAGUGUCAUUCAUCUAUGAAAGUAACUACAAACAACCAAAAAAGGGAACCAAAUCCGACUAUCUAAUGGGACAAUCUAUUAGUAAUAGUAACAAAAUCAGUGAUAAAGAGUGUACAAUAGAAAUUAUUAAAAACAAUCAAACAAUAUUACCUGACUUAAUAUGGAGGUAUAUUGUUGAUUUAUUUUCAGAAUAUCAAUGUAGAUAUCACCAAAACGAUUUCAAUGUUUUAUCACUCUCAUUGAUAUCUCAUUAUUGGUUAGUCAACAUAAUUGCUAAAUCAUCUCUUAGAAUAUCAACAACACAACACAAAUCAAAAUUCUUUUUAAACUUUCCUAAAUCAUUUAAAAUAUCUCUUUUAAAAUUAAAUAAUAAUAGUAGUAAUAAUAGUAAUAAUAGUAACGAAAAUAUAAAAUUUAAUAUCAGUAAGCUUACUUUGAAAUAUGAAAAGCUUUAUAAAUUUACAAAGAAAGACAGAUUAGUACCAAUUGAUAUUGAUUGGAUGAAGGAAUAUAAAGAAGCAAUACAAUGCUAUUGGUCAUUCGAUUCGUUGACAGUAAUAGAUUUACCAAGCGAUCAGGAUAUACUGAAACUCGGUGUUUUUCCAACAAUCAGAAAGUUUAGAAUCUACAGCAAUAAUAAUUUUACGAUAAUUGAUUGGUCUUUGUUUUCAAAUAUCGAGGUUCUCUCAAUUAGAAAUAAUUGUAGAUCAUAUGGAAGACCUUUCAUCCUGCCCAAUAAGGAAGAGACCGCAUACCAAUCACUUCGAUCACUCUCACUCUCUUUACAAUUCAGACAUAAAUCACCAUUAUCGACUCGCACAAAUGGUAUAAUCGAUAUAGAUAUCAGUGAAUUAAGUUUCAAGAAUAUCCGAUCACUUGAAUUGAAUUAUAUUCAUUCUGACGAUAUGGCAGAGAAUUCUUUCGAUGAAGUACCAAUAGAUCUAUCAAAGUUGUUUCCAAAUAUCGAAAGUCUCAAGCUGAAUCAUAUCUAUCAUAGGUUGAUCAGAGCAGCCAAUAGAGAUUCAUUGGUUGAACGGAAAUCACUAUUGUCAAGACUGACCGAAUUACGAUAUCUCUCCAUCACCAACGGCGAAAAGAUUUAUAAUAACAACGAAACAGAUAAUCCCUUGCAUGAAGAGUAUCACUCAGAGUACAGUCUAACUUCAUCUGUGUUCAAACUCGAUAUGGCAUCGAUCGGUCAUCAAUUGGAGACAAUCAAGAUUAAAGGAAAAUUCUCAUUGUUUGAUCAACUUUUCUCAGUGAUCGAACAACUUGUUUGUCUAAAGAGAUUGUCAAUUCCUUCGAAAGAACUCAGUCUUUCCAACCUUAAACUUUUACUUAAAUCAACAUCGCUAGUUCGUUUGACCACUCUUUUAAUGGGAAAUGUUGCUGAAGAUCGUUCAGAAACAACCAAACUAAGCAAUCAAGUGUUAGAUUAUUUCAUAAAGAAUAACAAAAACAUUAAAUACUUGAAAGUAUGUCGAUAUAGAAAGCAAGAAAGUGAAUGCCAAAGACAACCAACAAUUUUACACUCCUCAACAAUAAGAUUCUGCUUUGGUAGCCAAAGCCUGCCACGCUUUGCAAAGAUGAGUGUUUUAAAAAUCUUUGAUUAUUUUUCAAAGAUAAGAAUCUUUGGAGAACUUAAAAGUGUUGGUAACCAAGAGAAUUAA
Molecule: messenger RNA, 3204 nt
Organism: Heterostelium album PN500
Lineage: Eukaryota; Evosea; Eumycetozoa; Acytosteliales; Acytosteliaceae
Exons: 4
Coding region: 1-3204 (1067 amino acids)
Source: RefSeq, a predicted model, not a curated record